UUUCUAUUUUGUAGUUGUGUUUAGAUUGACAUAUCAACUUCGACAAUUAAUUUAGUGCAGGAUCAAUUAAUGACUUUAACAUCGUUACAAACAUAAAUAUUCUUUAGACUUGAAUGAAGGACUCUGAUUAAUUUAAAUAGACCACGUCUCUUAUCACAACUUUCCUUCUGUAUUUCCUACAACAUAAGUUAAAUAAAACAAUGAUUUUGCCUUUAGUUAAUUUCCUGAAUAUAUCCGUUAACAAACACAACCAUGUUUGUUUUUAUUUAGCUACAACAUGCUCUAACUCCAAACAUUGCCGUUUUAACUAGCAUUGACAAUACACAUCAUACACUUUACGCAGGUUUUUUGAUCCUUGCUUUUUUGUCUCAUAGCUACUACGUAGGAAUAUUCACCUCCACCAUUGAGAGCUGAGAAGAUCAUAAAUGCAAUUAAUUAAAUUACACACAUUACAAAGUUAGAUAAUACUAAUGACUUAGAAGGAAUAACAUAGCAGAUAAGAUACUAAUAAACACAUACAAAUUAAAGUGUUCAAAGUUCAACACUUGAAAGUUGAAAUUCAAUUCCUACCUUUGGAAAUGGUUGAUUGUUAUGAAAGCAUAACCUUUUUGUUCCUCCUCAUAAUCCCUCUUACCAAUUCUAAGUCUCAGUCUUUUAAUUUUCCUUACUUCAGCCAAAUGAAUGUAAACUUAAACCAGAUAAAACUAGAGGGCAAUGCUUCAAUAUCAGGUUCAAGUAUCCAACUCACAACGGAGCAUGUUGGAAAUGACAGCACCAACGGAGUUGGAACCAUCGGUCGAGUAAGAUAUCAUGAGUACAUUCAUCUUUGGGAUAAUAACACAGGACAACAAGUUGAUUUCACUACCAAUUUUUCCUUUGUUAUUUCCUCAAGUGAAGGUGCUUAUGGUGAUGGUUUAAUGUUCUUCUUAGCGAACCCGGAACUUCUAAACGAAAACAUGAUGGUAAAACAAGCAGGUGGUGGACUUGGUAUUGAUGUUGUUGAUGGUAACCAAAAUAUUCUUGUAGAUGGUUAUAAUCAGUUUGUGGCAUUGGAGUUUGAUACUUUUUCUAAUGAUUGGGACCCCGAUGGCGCGCACGUUGGUUUGAAUGUGAAUUCUGUUAUGUCAGUUAUACUUGAAGAAUGGAGCACAGAUAUUCCAAAUGAUAGAGUUUAUAAUUGCAGUGUUGAAUACAAUUCAAGAAGUAGUUAUUUGAAUGUUUCUUUCACUGGUUAUGGAUUUGAAGGUGUGCCUAUAACAAAGUACUUUGGAUACCACAUUAAUAUCACAGAACAUUUACCUGAGUCUGUUGUAAUUGGUAUAUCAGCUUCAACAGGUGGUUAUUCUGAAAAUCAUACUAUUCUGUCAUGGUCAUUUAGUACAAGCCGAGGACCGAUGAUUGUUGAUACUAAGAAGGUGAGAAGAAUAAUUAUCAAUCCAAGAUUGUUAGAGGGAGUGGUAAUUGGUGUAGUUUUGCCUUUGAGUUUACUAGGAUUGGUUCAUGUUUUAUUAUGGAUGAUGAAUAAAGGAAAAAAAGAAGAAUCAAGUUCAGAAACUGGUUCUGUUGUGAAAAUGGACUAUGAAUUUCAAAUGAGCACUGGACCUAAGAAGAUAUGUUAUUAUGAAUUGUUGAAUGCAACAAACAACUUUGAAGAGAAGCAUAAGCUUGGACAAGGAGGUUUUGGUGGUGUUUAUAAAGGUUACUUGAAAAGGACUAAUUCAUAUGCAGCUAUAAAGAGGAUAUCUUCAGAUUCAAGGCAAGGUAUAAAGCAAUAUGCAGCAGAAGUGAUGAUUAUAAGUCAAUUAAGGCAUAGAAAUUUGUUGAAACUCAUUGGUUGGUGUCAUAGGAACCAUGAUUUCAUUCUGAUCUACGAGUUCAUGCCGAAUGGAAGCUUAGAUUCUCAUCUUUUUCGCGGAGAAAGUAUAUUGCCGUGGAAUUUAAGAUACAAUAUAGCUCUUGGUUUGGCAUCAGCAUUGCUUUAUUUGCAGGAAGAAUGGGAAAAAUGUGUGAUUCAUAGGGACAUAAAAUCAAGUAACAUAAUGUUGGACUCUAACUUUAAUACCAAGCUUGGUGAUUUUGGUCUAGCUAGGUUGAUGGAUCAUGAGAAAGUGUCAGAAACUACACAUGUGGCUGGAACAAUAGGUUAUCUAGCUCCUGAAUAUAUGAAAACAGGGAAGGCUAGAAAAGAAUCUGAUAUAUUCAGUUUUGGAGUUGUUUUGUUGGAGAUAGCCACUGGAAGAAAAGCUAUUCUACAACAAGAUUGGGAUUUGGAGGGUCAAGUUUCAUUAGUUGAGUGGGUUUGGGAACUCUAUGCAUUGAAAAAUAUUAUUGCAGCUGCAGAUCCUAAGUUAUGUGAGGUAUUUGAUGUGAAGCAAAUGGAAUGUUUGUUGGUUGUUGGUCUUUGGUGUGCUAAUCCUGAUUCUAGCUCAAGACCAUCUAUAAGGGAAGCAAUUAAUGUGCUUAAUUUUGAAGCUCCUUUACCUAUUCUUCCACAAAAUGUGCCUAUGCUAGCUCUUUUCCCUCCCAUAAGAAGAAAUGAUAUUUUUUACUCAGUUCCCUCUUUCUUUAGGACUACUACUGGUUAAUUGAAAGUACAUAGAAUGUAGUUAUUAAGUUUUAUUAUUCCUUUGUGAACCAUGAUUUUACACAACUUGCUGAAAAUUGUACCAUUUUCCAUUUACAUGUAAACCAUUCUGUAA
Molecule: messenger RNA, 2699 nt
Organism: Cicer arietinum (chickpea)
Lineage: Eukaryota; Viridiplantae; Streptophyta; Magnoliopsida; Fabales; Fabaceae
Product: L-type lectin-domain containing receptor kinase IX.1-like
Biological process (GO): protein phosphorylation
Molecular function (GO): carbohydrate binding; ATP binding; protein kinase activity
Source: RefSeq, a predicted model, not a curated record